This is a messenger RNA of Cylicostephanus goldi, 652 nucleotides long. The record is from the annotation of a GenBank genome assembly. NCBI's taxonomy places the organism in Eukaryota, Metazoa, Nematoda, Chromadorea, Rhabditida, Strongylidae.
CCCCAUUGCUUUCACAUCACUGUUUGCUAUGUGUGUUGCCAUUCUCACAUACCCAGAAGGUUUCGGUAGAUAUAUCGCUGGACAGUUCACAUUCCGUGAAACCCUAGCUGAUUUCUUGGCUAACUGCUCAUUCACACUGGCCAACGUCAGCUCACAUGGAUGUCCACCCGAGAUGAUCGCUCAUUGGACCGGCGGGACUUCCGGGGAAUUCCACCCGCUUUUGACUCUUUUCUGCUAUUUCGCCGUCUAUUAUGUUUUGGUAGCCAUUUGUGUGGGCCUAUACUUACCAGCAGGUAUAUUCGUUCCUUGUUUCGUGAUUGGCGCAUGUGGGGGUCGAAUGAUUGGAGAGAUCUUAAUUAUGUGGUGGCCAGAAGGAUUCCGAGGCCUCGACGGUCCACAAAUUUAUCCGGGUCUUUAUGCUGUUGUCGCAUACGGUAGCGCAUUAUGUCUUCUUUGCAAAAACCACGUAUCAACUAAAUCUUACCGUCCUUUGAUAUAUCACGAAAAUCUUGAUGUUUCAGGGGCUGCGGCUUAUACGGGUGCAGUCACUCACUCGCUUUCGAUAGCUGUGAUAGUAUGUGAAACUACCGGUCAAUUAUGCGCCCUUCUCCCUGUUCUGGUAAUUUCUAUUCGAAAGUUUUAUGAAUUUUAU